Messenger RNA from Lodderomyces parapsilosis, 486 nucleotides. Its product is annotated as CXXC motif containing zinc binding protein. NCBI's taxonomy places the organism in Eukaryota, Fungi, Ascomycota, Pichiomycetes, Serinales, Debaryomycetaceae. Bases 1 to 486 code for a protein of 161 amino acids. The transcript has a single exon. The record is from RefSeq and is a predicted model, not a curated record. Gene Ontology annotation, molecular function: zinc ion binding.
AUGGUCAAGUUUUUCCUCAAAAUACUUGGAGAAUUGACUAAUGUUACCGAUUUGGAACCGGUCGAUACACCAGAGUCGCCAUAUGAGUACACUUUUCAAAUAGAAUGUACGAAAUGCAGAACCAUACACGACAAAGAUAUUCACAUGAACCGAUUUGAACAGCAUGAAAUGAGUGGAUCAAGAGGAGAAGCUAGUUUUGUGUUCAGGUGCAAAGAGUGCAAGAAUGAACAUUCAGCUAGUAUAACGAGGACCAACGAGAAGUUGGUAAUCGGGGCCAACAGACCAGCGACUAUACUAGAAAUCGACGCAAGAGGUCUUGACUUUACCAAGUUUAUACCAGAUGGAAAAUUCCAAGCUUUAGGGGAGGAAACGGGGACCAAAUUUGAUGAAGUUGAUUUGGAGGAUGGUGAAUGGUAUGAUGUUGAUGAAAAGACUAAUGAAGAAGUGUCGAUAGUUGAUGUUAAAUGGACCAUCUCACGCUCAUAG